Betta splendens (Siamese fighting fish) is the source of this 1029-nucleotide messenger RNA. It is a transcript of the gene morn3, whose product is annotated as MORN repeat containing 3. The record is from RefSeq and is a predicted model, not a curated record. The coding region runs from base 232 to 948 and encodes 238 amino acids. The transcript is spliced from 6 exons. NCBI's taxonomy places the organism in Eukaryota, Metazoa, Chordata, Actinopteri, Anabantiformes, Osphronemidae.
UGCUAGGAUACAGCGAAUGCUCCGCUUUCUUCUCGGCGGACACCAGCUGUCUGGUAAAAAGUAAAAGUGAAGUUCAGGUUCUUCUAACUGCACGGCAUGUCCCAGCUUACGUAGCUGAUUGGCCUGAGUUUGCUGGGUUUGAUUAUCCGGUUGGAAACAUCGCUAAGCCUCAUGGAUCUAACUUAUUAUUGAUGUUGCAGCGGUUUCAUCAAGAUACCUUAAUAUACAAUCAUGCCAUAUAUCAAAACAUCUCAGAAACAUCAGUCAUUCUCAACAUGGUUGGAUGUUAAGUCACAGAAAUGUGGACCGAGGCACACGGUUUUCUCUGUCAGUGGAAAUGAAUACACUGGAGAGUGGCAGGACAACAAAAAGCACGGUAAAGGGACUCAGGUUUGGAAGGAGUCUGGAGCCAUUUACAAUGGAGAGUGGCAAUUUGGAAAGCCUGAUGGAUAUGGUACCUACAGUGUACUACUCCCAGAAACUAAAGCAUUUACAAAGAAGUACGCUGGUGGAUGGAAAGAUGGAAAGAAACAUGGGUAUGGAACCUACUUUUACAAUAACUCAUCAGUUUACGAAGGGGAGUGGAAUGAGGACCAUCGGAGUGGCUGGGGGAGAAUGUACUAUGAGAAUGAAGAUAUCUAUGAGGGAGAGUGGUGGAAAGAUAAGAAACAUGGGCAGGGCAUCAUUCGAUUUGAAAAUGGAAAUUGGUAUGAAGGUGCCUGGAGAGAUGGCAAGAAGAACGGCAGUGGGAAGUUCUACUAUUCUGACAAAGGCCAACUUUAUGAAGGCUUUUGGGUGGAAGGAGUAGCAAAAUGUGGAACCCUGUCUGAUUUUAGAAGAGAUGAAGCACUGACACCACCUAAGUAUCCAAUUCCACAGGUGCAGCUGAUGGACAUGCAGUUGGUUUUAAGGGAAGCCAAGUCAGCCUGUUUUGGACAGUGUUACUGAAAAGAAGCAAGAUUCCGGAAGCAGCAAGUUCCAGUCUACCAUACACACACUCGUGAAAACUAAUAAACGAUGUGCAGCAUA